AUGGGCUCUAGAGCAACUAAUUAUAACUGGCUGUCUAGAAGCCCUUCUAUUUCUUGGGACUGGGUUUGUAAAUCCAAAGAGGUGGGUGGUCUUAGUAUCAGAAAUUGUAGUCUUUGGAACAAGGCAGCUCUGGGGAAGUAUGUCUGGAAGAUUGCAAAAAAGGAAGAUUCCUUGUGGGUUAGGUGGGUUCACUCGGUCUAUUUGAAGGACCAGAAUUGGUGGACUUAUAAGCCUAAAGCUACUGCAGGUUGGGCUUGGAAAAAGCUCUGCAAGAUUAAGGAUGAGAUGCAUUCUGGUUUUGUGGAGAAGGAUUGGUUACAGAAUCCCUAUAGCAUUUCUGAAGUUUAUGACUGGUUGCAAGGUUCUAGCCCAAGAGUUGAUUGGAAUACCUGGAUCUGGAAUAAGUUCAAUUCUCCCAUGCAUGCUUUCAUCUCUUGGCUUGCAGUCCAUAAUAGACUCAAAACAAGAGAUAAACUUGAGAGGUUUGGCAUUUGUGUUGACAACAGGUGCUUGCUGUGUGGAAGUGCUACUGAGAAUAGAAGCUGUUUGUUCUUUGACUGUCCUUAUAGUAGGAGGUGUAUUGAUAAGAUUGCAGAUUGGCUGGGGAUCAGGAAUACGUAUUACAGCAUAGACGAGGUUUGGAAGCAGUGGAGCAGGCAGUUGAAAGACCCCAUUUGCAGGAAAGUUGGACUGGCUGCUUUGACCUCUGUUGUGUACCACCUAUGGUUUUCUAGGAACCAUACUUUUUGGCAGAAAGCUGUUUUUCAUCCAAGAAUUUUAUGUAAAGGGAUUUGUAUAGAAACAGUUGAUAGAUGUAGACAGCUCAUCACUUGUAAAUGGACUAGGAAGCAUUGUAAAUGGUUUUUUAGCCUUAGUGCUCUUAUACAUUGA
This is a messenger RNA of Chenopodium quinoa (quinoa), 891 nucleotides long. RefSeq lists its product as uncharacterized. The transcript is spliced from 2 exons. The record is from RefSeq and is a predicted model, not a curated record. NCBI's taxonomy places the organism in Eukaryota, Viridiplantae, Streptophyta, Magnoliopsida, Caryophyllales, Amaranthaceae. The coding region runs from base 1 to 891 and encodes 296 amino acids.